Molecule: messenger RNA, 1662 nt
Organism: Scheffersomyces coipomensis
Lineage: Eukaryota; Fungi; Ascomycota; Pichiomycetes; Serinales; Debaryomycetaceae
Product: bifunctional diacylglycerol cholinephosphotransferase/ethanolaminephosphotransferase
Exons: 1
Coding region: 363-1550 (395 amino acids)
Biological process (GO): phospholipid biosynthetic process
Cellular component (GO): membrane
Molecular function (GO): phosphotransferase activity, for other substituted phosphate groups
Source: RefSeq, a predicted model, not a curated record
AAUUAUCUUAUCGUUGUUUUGAUUUUUCUCCUCUCUAUAUAUAUAUAAAUAGAAGAAACCAACCAACUGUGAAAAAUGAUAUGAAAUGGAAAGAUUAGUAUAUUAAUUCUAAUAGUCAUUCAAUGUAGUAGUCGAACUAUCUCCAAUUUUCAUAUGAAAAAUAUUGCCUAAUUAGGAAGGCACCUCUGAUGAGAUUUGGUUUGGUGAAAAAACGUUUUUGUUGAGCUCUGAUUUAAACUAUUUUGAUCAAGGUGUAUUUACCCCAGAUAAAUCGGAACAAACUAUUGAUUCACCGUCAUUUGAUCUGUUGUUGGUUAUUGAACAUAAUCAAACCUUGAAAAAGAACUAACAAUUAGUGAAAAAUGGGUCUUUUCAUACCUGCCAACAAGAUUGCAAACUUGAAGUUGUACAAAUACUCUUCAGAAGAUCAUUCAAUCAUUUCCAAAUAUAUCCUUAAGAGAUGGUGGAAUUACUUUGUUCAAAUCUUUCCCAUGUCAAUGGCUCCUAAUUUGGUUACAUUAUUAGGUUUAUUCUUUAUACUAGCCAAUUUAGCCGUGGUAUUCUAUUAUGAUCCAUAUUUAAAAGGUGAAAGUCCAAGUUGGUGUUUAUUCUUUUAUGCCUUUGGUUUAUUCAUGUAUCAAACUUUCGAUGGUUGUGAUGGUGCUCAUGCUAGAAGAACAGGUCAAAGUGGUCCAUUAGGAGAAUUAUUCGAUCAUUGUUGUGAUGCUGUGAAUACUACUUUUGGAGCUAUUAUCUUUGGAUCAGUAUUAGGAAUGGGUUAUGGUGGAUUAUUAAUGUUAACUCAAUUUGCUUCUGUAUGUAAUUUCUAUGCUUCAACUUGGGAAGAAUAUCAUACUCAUACUUUAUUCUUAAGUGAGUUUAGUGGACCAGUGGAAGGAAUCUUAAUGAUUAUAGUGGUUUAUAUAGUUACUGGUAUCUUUGGUCAUCAAAUUUGGUCAAUUCCAUUAUUUGAUUUGAAUUUAACCUCGAUUGGAUUGGAUACUUAUAAACUUGAUAGUUCUAUAAUCUAUGUGGUGUUAGGGUUAUCAUCAUUAUAUUAUAAUAUUCAAGCCGCUAUGAAAAAUGUUUCCAAAUAUUACCGUAACAAGUAUCCUUCUGAUUCAGAUAAGUCAAAUCAAGAAAUCGAUGAAGCUUAUAAAGGAUUAACACCAUUCUUUGUUUAUUAUGGAUCGAUUAUUUUAUUAGCUUGGGUUUAUCCUGAAUCAAUCACGACUUUUGGAUUCCCAACUGUUAUUUCAAUCGGUUGUACAAUUGCCUUUUCGGUAGGUAGAAUAAUAUUGGCUCAUCUUACAUUACAAUCAUUCCCUCAUAUUCAAUUCCCAAUGUUUGUUCCUGUGACUGAAUUAAUCAUAAGUUACAUUAUGAUUAACAUUUACAAUUUUGAAUAUGAAACCACUUUAUUCUCUGUAACUUGGUUAGGAUUUGGGGUAACAUUAGGUAUUCAUGGAAUGUUCAUUGCUGAAAUCAUUUAUGAAAUCACCACUUAUUUAGAUAUCUAUGCCUUAUCAAUCAAACAUAAAAAGGCAUAGACGUACCAUAAUUUUCUACAUUAUUUCAUAGAUAUAAAAAAUUUUUUUAUCUCUUUUAACUUGCUUUCUUAUUUAUGUUAUACAAAACAUGAAAUCUAACUACUGUUUUUUU